Messenger RNA from Linum tenue, 865 nucleotides. Lineage: Eukaryota; Viridiplantae; Streptophyta; Magnoliopsida; Malpighiales; Linaceae. The record is from the annotation of a GenBank genome assembly.
CUAGGCUCAUAAGCCCAACGACAGUUGAGCCCGCGAUCAUGAUCCAUCCAGGCUAGCUAUAUAAGAGCAACUACUGCCCUCCAAACCCUAAAAAACAUCGGAGAAAAUCUCGCGCCGACGGACAAGCGACCUGCCGGAUUCUUGCAAGUUUCCUCUCCAUCAGAAGCCAUGGCGGACGUUGAAGCCGAUGUUGCCGUUCCAGAACAGCCAAAGAAGAGGACGUUCAAGAAGUUCAGUUUUAGGGGAGUUGAUUUGGAUACCCUCUUGGACAUGUCCACUGAUGACCUCGUCAAGCUCUUCACUGCUCGUGCCCGAAGAAGGUUCCAGCGAGGUUUGACUAGGAAGCCAAUGGCGCUCAUCAAGAAGCUCCGGAAAGCGAAACGGGAGGCUCCAGCUGGUGAGAAACCCGAGCCAGUUAGGACUCACUUGCGCAACAUGAUCAUAGUCCCCGAGAUGAUCGGUAGCGUUAUAGGUGUUUAUAAUGGCAAGACUUUCAACCAAGUGGAGAUCAAGCCUGAGAUGAUUGGUCACUAUCUCGCUGAGUUCUCAAUCAGUUACAAGCCGGUGAAGCACGGAAGACCUGGUAUUGGUGCUACCCACUCUUCCAGGUUUAUUCCUCUCAAGUGAAGCUCUUGGUCGGCAUCCCAGAUGGUGUUUCAGUUUCUUGGAUCUAGCUUUUGUCCUUCCGUCAUGCUGUUUUGUUCUUCCCGUUUCCGUAUGCUGCCCUAAAUAUUUGGUUCCCGAAAUUUUGUACAAGGAUUCUUGCUCUUGAACCUUUUAUUGUCAACUAGAAACUUUAUUGGACGAUAUUAUCUGGUAUCAAUUCUCACACAGUCAACGUGGCGAAAAAUUAUCUUUGUUGGAC